AUGGACCAGUCGAGUGGCGUCGUGUCCCCUUUUUGUGAAGACAACGUCUUGAAGAAAAGCAGCAAACUUUGCCAAAUGGCUGAUGUCAGCAGCAGCAGCAACAAGCGGCUCUUUGUGGCCCGCCUCGUGGGCUGUACGUACAGCUGCGCUCCCCAGCGCGUUCUGCACAAGGAAUUUAUUGCUGCUCUGCAGCAAACGGGACAGCAGCAGCAGCAGCAGCAGCAGUUUGAUUGGAUUACCAGCAGAGUCGAAACUCCAAUUUGCAUCACCGCCAUGUCAAUGCGCUGCGACUGCGGACUUGGGUUUUUUUUUUCUGUUUUGUUUUCGCCGUCAGCAGCAGCAGCAGCAGCAAAAGAGCAGCAGCAGCAGCAGCAGCAAAUCAGAAAGCAAAUUGAACAAGCACUCAGCAGCAGCUGCUGCAGGCCACGCCGGCCUGACAGAAAAUGA
This is a messenger RNA of Eimeria tenella, 447 nucleotides long. RefSeq lists its product as uncharacterized. The transcript has 2 exons. The record is from RefSeq and is a predicted model, not a curated record. The coding region runs from base 1 to 447 and encodes 148 amino acids. NCBI's taxonomy places the organism in Eukaryota, Apicomplexa, Conoidasida, Eucoccidiorida, Eimeriidae.